Molecule: messenger RNA, 1026 nt
Organism: Gracilinanus agilis (Agile Gracile Mouse Opossum)
Lineage: Eukaryota; Metazoa; Chordata; Mammalia; Didelphimorphia; Didelphidae
Gene: NUTF2
Product: nuclear transport factor 2
Exons: 6
Coding region: 216-599 (127 amino acids)
Biological process (GO): protein import into nucleus
Cellular component (GO): nuclear pore central transport channel
Source: RefSeq, a predicted model, not a curated record
GAAGGUGGGUGGGGGGGGGGACAGUCGGUCCGGGACCGCGCUCGGUUGCCGCCACCGCCGCCGCUGCCAUCGUGCCAGCCCGUCCGGCUUCGGUCCCCAGUGUUAGCCCAGGAACCCAGUAUUAAUCACAGAGCUUAAGAGCCGGAAGGAAUCUUAAACAUCUUCUAAUUCAACCCCCUCAUUUUACAGUUUCUGCUGCUAGGUGAGGAUCCAGAAUGGGAGACAAGCCGAUUUGGGAGCAGAUUGGAUCCAGCUUUGUGCAACAUUACUACCAGAUAUUUGAUAAUGACAGAACUCAAUUAGGAGCAAUAUAUAUUGAUGCAUCUUGCCUUACAUGGGAAGGGCAGCAAUGCCAAGGCAAAGCAGCCAUCGUGGAGAAAUUGUCUAGCCUUCCAUUUCAGAAAAUACAACAUAGCAUCACAGCUCAGGACCACCAGCCCACCCCUGACAGCUGUAUUCUCAGUAUGGUUGUGGGACAGCUAAAGGCUGAUGAAGACCCCAUCAUGGGAUUCCACCAGAUAUUUCUAUUAAAGAACAUCAAUGAUGCUUGGGUCUGCACCAAUGACAUGUUCAGGCUAGCGCUGCACAACUUCGGCUGAACCUUCUCUUCCCAAGGCACCCACGCUGUUUCCUUCUCUCUCCUCUUCCUGAUAUUAUUCACACUUCCUCUCCCCAGCCCCCUCAGAACACUCCAAAUAUCAUACACAAGCCUGCAGGGCCUCGGUGGGUGGACACCGAGGUGGUGGCGGCAUCACUGUUUUGAGUGUGUUGUGCAUGAUGUUUGGACGUUAGACUAGCUGCAUCUGACAGGAGAAGUUUGUGUUGUACCAGCGCAUGCCUUAGAAAGACUAAGUAAUGCAAAAGGUUGUCUUUUUUUUUUUUUUAAUGUACUGACAAGUUGCUCUAGUAACCCAAAGAAACGAAGGAGAAAGCAGCAGCUGCGUGUGCAGCCAGAUACUGAUUUGUUCAGAUGUUCCAAUGCCUCAUUAUACAAUAAAACCAUGAAAAUUUUCUUAACAGUUUAAA